Moesziomyces aphidis is the source of this 519-nucleotide messenger RNA. Lineage: Eukaryota; Fungi; Basidiomycota; Ustilaginomycetes; Ustilaginales; Ustilaginaceae. The record is from the annotation of a GenBank genome assembly.
AUGGCGGAGGCAAGCGGUGCAUGGCCGCACGUGUCAACAUACCAGACACGCUGGCUGGACAACGAUCAAUAUGGCCACCUCAACAAUUCGGCGUACUACCUCGUGGCGGACUCGGUCAUCAAUGCGUUUCUCAUCGAAAAGUGCGGUAUCCAGCCGUUCAUCCAUCCUGGCGAUUCGGCGCCAGCGCCGAGCACGGACAAGAAGCAGUCGCGCGACGUGGUCGGGUUGGUGAUCAGCAACUCGUGCCGCUAUUUCGCAUCGUGCUCCUUCCCGGCGCCGCUCCGCGUUGGACUGCGCGUGGUCAAGCUGGGAACGAGCUCGGUGACGUACCAGGUCUCGAUCAGCGAGUACGGCCAGCACGGCGUGCACGACGCACAGCAGGCGGCGGCGCUCAUCACAUCCACGCACGUGUUUGUCGACAGGAUAACGAGGCGACCGGCAACGAUGCCCAAGCAGCUCCGAGUCCCGCUUGAGGGCCUGCUUGUCAAGAUCGCAGGAUCAGAAAAGGCAAAGUUGUAG